Messenger RNA from Gymnogyps californianus (California condor), 2857 nucleotides. It is a transcript of the gene RIOK3, whose product is annotated as RIO kinase 3. The transcript is spliced from 13 exons. Gene Ontology annotation, molecular function: ATP binding; protein serine/threonine kinase activity. Gene Ontology annotation, biological process: maturation of SSU-rRNA; protein phosphorylation. Gene Ontology annotation, cellular component: preribosome, small subunit precursor; cytosol. The record is from RefSeq and is a predicted model, not a curated record. NCBI's taxonomy places the organism in Eukaryota, Metazoa, Chordata, Aves, Accipitriformes, Cathartidae. The coding region runs from base 73 to 1635 and encodes 520 amino acids.
GGAGACCCCCCCUCGUUGCCGUUGCCGCUGUCGCCGCGCCGCUCGUCCGCCCGCUCGCCCUUGCAUGCGCAAAUGGACCCGGUAGAAGUCGCCGCUGCCCCCGACGCCGGGCCGGGCCCCGCCUGGCAGAGCAAAAAUGUUUAUUUACAGUGUCCGUGGGGAGCCCCUAACACAACAUCAAUAUCAUGUUCCCUUGCUGAUGUAAUGAGUGAACAGCUGGCAAAAGAGCUGCAGCUGGAAGAAGAAAAUGCUGCUUUUCCUGAAGUGGUUACUGUUGCUGAAGGACCAUUUAUUACCGGAGAAAAUAUUGACACUUCUAGUGACCUAAUGCUAGCUCAGAUGCUGCAGAUGGAAUUUGACAGGGAAUAUGACGCACAGCUUCGGCGUGAAGAGAAGAAGAUCAAUGGAGAUAGCAAAGUCUCCAUAUCCUUUGAAAAUUAUCGGAAGGUGCAUCCCUAUGACAGUGACAGCUCAGAGGAUGAGGUUGAUUGGCAGGAUACCCGUCAUGAUCCUUAUAGAGCAGAUAAACCUACUACUACACCGAGAAAGGGCUUCAUAGGAAAAGGAAAAGACAUUACUACUAAACAUGAUGAAGUGGUAUGCGGAAGAAAGAACACUGCUCGCAUGGAAAAUUUUGCGCCUGAAUUCCAAGUUGGGGAUGGAAUUGGGAUGGACUUAAAGCUGUCAAAUCAAGUCUUCAAUGCCUUAAAGCAACACGCGUACUCUGAGGAACGUCGAAGUGCAAGGCUCCAUGAAAAGAAGGAGCACUCCACUGCUGAGAAAGCAGUGGAUCCUAAAACGCGUUUACUUCUGUACAAGAUGGUCAAUGCUGGGAUGCUGGAGACCAUCACAGGCUGCAUCAGCACAGGAAAAGAAUCGGUUGUUUUUCAUGCAUAUGGAGGAAAAAGUGCAACUGAAGAUAAAGUUAUACCUCCAGAAUGUGCCAUCAAAGUGUUUAAAACAACUCUUAAUGAAUUCAAGAACCGUGACAAAUACAUUAAGGAUGACUACAGAUUUAAAGACCGCUUCAGUAAAUUGAAUCCACGAAAGAUUAUUCGUAUGUGGGCUGAGAAAGAAAUGCAUAACUUAACAAGAAUGCAAAAUGCAGGAAUUCCUUGUCCUCAAGUGGUUAUCCUUAAGAAGCACGUCUUGGUUAUGUCUUUCAUUGGCCAGGAUCAAGUCCCAGCUCCUAAACUAAAGGAUGUAACACUUAGUAGUGAAGAUAUGAAAAAGGCCUACUAUCAGAUUCUUAAUAUGAUGCAACAGUUGUAUAAGGAAUGCAACCUGGUCCAUGCAGAUCUGAGUGAAUACAACAUGCUUUGGCAUGAUGGGAAGGUCUGGCUUAUUGAUGUCAGUCAGUCUGUGGAGCCAACCCAUCCUCAUGGACUUGAGUUUUUGUUCAGAGACUGUAGGAAUGUUUCACAGUUCUUCCAGAAAGGAGGCGUGGCAGAAGCACUUAAUGAGCGUGAACUCUUCAAUGCUGUCUCAGGUUUAAAUAUUACAGCUGACAAUGAAGUAGACUUCCAAGCAGAGAUUGAAGCUUUGGAGAAGAUGAAUGAAGAUCACGUGCAGAAUCAUGGAAAGAAACUGUCAAUGUUUUCAAGUGAUGGAGACCCACCUAUAUAUGAUGAAUAGCACUGAGUGUAUAGCUGCUAACAAAACGAAACACAAAUUUACUGCUUCUAACUAUGUUGGUGCAGUGGUAAAUGUCAACUACCAAUGUCAAGAGAGAGUGGUUGACUGGGAAUACCAAAAUGGAAAACACAGCGAGCAUACGGUGAUGCCUCAGUGGUUUCUUUUUUUAACUUAGCCCACACAUCAGGCUGGCACUGUGAGAAUGGACUGUCACUACCUCUUUGGAUGGUCUGACAACUUCACCAAUUGCCCAGUUACAUUAGACUAAUGUAGCUGAGGUGGUCAUAUUUUGCAUGAUUCAGAGCUUAUAUGUUUUAUCUUAAAAAAAAAAAAAAAAUCAUCUAGAUCAUCUAAAGUAUAGUGGGAAAGCACACUAGGAGAGUCCCUCUUUUUUUCCUAUUGCUACUUGAAAAACUAAUUAAAAAUUGUGUACGGACACAAUGUCAGUGAGCGUUUCAUCCUUCUCCACCAAGGGCAAAAUGAAAAGUCAAACUAUGCGCUGCAAUCAUAUGAAAAACCAGUGUCUUUAUAUAUGCAGAAGUCUGGACCUUUUCAUUUGAAGUACAUGGAAUGUGGCUUUAUCUAUCUCUCUAAAUACAAUUGGGUAUUACAUGAGAAACAGAUUUGAAUCCAGCCAGCAGAGGACUUCUUUGGUGACGUGCCAGGAAAUCCUGAGGGCUGCAUCCAAGUUGCAUAACAAAGAGUAAGCUCAGUUAGCUUCACUCUGAAUAUACAAGUGGUUCCAAGAACUCUGUGCAAGCAAAAUUAAAAGUUCUCUAUAAUAAUCCUGUCUCUAAACUGAAAUUCUGGGUAGAGCAUCAAACAUUCUUACUCACUCUAAAGAUAAUCAUAGACUAUGAAAACUAUUGAUCAUCAUUAUUUUUAAAUGAAGCUUUUUGCUUACAAGUGCAAAAAGAAUACUCAAAUUUGUCUUUCUCAUGCUUUUUUCUUAAUGUCAGUCUCUUUAUUUUAGCAAGUUCUAAAAAUCUGGCAAUGUUUCUCUCCAAAACACAUUUAAAGAUGAACUGAUGUAGUGGGAUGGUUUGGAAUUAAGAAAUUCUGAUCAACUUCUUUUCAACUGAUUGCUGUUUCUGAUGCUGCUCUUUAUCAAGCAGAAUAUAAUGUUGCUACAUGUGACAUUCUCACAGUGUGCUGUGAAAAGUGAUUUUUUAAAAUUUUUUGUUUGGAAAACUGGUGGUGAAGUAAAAACUUAAGAUCUUGU